Messenger RNA from Nylanderia fulva, 2147 nucleotides. The record is from RefSeq and is a predicted model, not a curated record. Lineage: Eukaryota; Metazoa; Arthropoda; Insecta; Hymenoptera; Formicidae.
UAUAGAACAUUGCAGUCACAUGGUGAGUGAUGAAGAAGCAGAGAGACUAAAGAAUGAAGAAACUGCAUAAGAACAGCAAAAAGAAGAGUAGCAGGAAGCUUGCGGUUACACGAAGAAAGAAGAGAAGAAAUAUCGGACGAAAAAGUAACAUAGCGGCAAAAAAUUUGCGCUAUAAAAAGCAAAAAACAUGUUUAUCAACAACAAACAACGAACAAACAAUUGAAGCAGCAAAUCAACAAUUGUCACUUAAACAAGCAAUAGAAUAUUCUGCAACAAUAAAUACUGAAAAAAAUAUUUCACAAGAUGCUACUAAUGUACUUCUACCCAACAAUCAAAUAUUACAAGCUACUGUGUUAUCGAUCCCUCAGGAAAUUCCACAAUCUGAUAUUAAUACCCAUAGAAAAAAGUUGUUACAACAAUUUCAUUUAACUAUAUCGUCUUUUGCGGAUAUUGCUUGUGAUGUUUGUAAAAAAUUAUGCUAUAAAAAGCAGAUAUGUAAUACGAAAAUAUCUGCUAAAACGAUUGAUAUUUUUCCUACCGAAUUACGCGAAUUAAAUGAAAUUAUAACAUGUUUCCGUUGUGCUAAUUUGAUUAAAAAAGGCAAAGUUCCAACACAAGCAUAUUGGAAUGCUAUGUUUUUAGAUGAAAUUCCAGAUGUUUUGCGAAAUUUAAGUGAUAUGGAACAAAGACUUUUGUCAAGAAUUGUUCCAUUUAUAAAAAUUAUUAAGUUAGGUGGACGAUUUGGUCAAUCUGGCUUUCGAGGACAAGCUAUUUUAUUUGCGCAAGAUAUAGAAGAAAUAUCGGAGCAAUUACCAUUACCAAUUACAAAAAUAGGCAUGAUUAUUGUAUGUGAACAACUUGAGAAUGUUGAAAGAUGCCGACAAUUACAAAUUAACGUGCAAAAUUUAUCAGCUGCUUUAGCGUGGUUAAUCCAAAAUAAUCCAUUAUAUCGAAACAUUAAUGUUAAUUUUGACGCUGCAAAUUUUGACAUUUUACAAAUAUGUCAAAUUAUUGUAACACAAGAUAAUGAUAUGAAUAUUAAUGUAAAUAAUGGCCCAUCCACAGAGCAGACAAUAAAUAAGACAAAUUUAAUCGAAAUAGCUGGGAAUAGAGCAAUAAUCAGAGGUUCCAUACAUCAAGGUCAUGAAAUGUUUUCUGAUACUACAAGAGGGAAACAGUGUACUGCAAUUGCGGCGGUUGCUAUAGCUAUGUCUUCAAUACAUCAACUUCAAACUUGGACAAAAAAUCUCAUUGAUACCAUUUUAUUGAUAGGAGAUGCAUUAUAUGUAACAAGUAUAUCGAAGCGUAAGAAUCCUCAUCUUGCUGAAAUUAACAGGGAUUUUUUAUCAAUAGAUGAAUUGCACACAGAUAUUGAAGUCUUUGGAAAUAUUAUUACCCUUUUAAUCACUCCGCAAAAUAGCGUAUCAGGGCAUUUAUAUAAUGACAAUAGCAAUGAAGGAUUUCUUAAUUUGAAAAAUGCUUUAAAUAUUUUUUUUCGAGAUCAUAAUUAUGGUGUAUUAACUGCUAAUGGAAUUUCUGUUUCUAUAUUUCAAUUUGAUAAUAAUUAUUGGCUAUUUGAUUCACAUUCAAGAGGUUCAAAAGGUAGACCAGCACAAAAUGGUACAGCAUGUUUGAUUCGAUUUCCAGCUACGUUAUCAAUGUUUAAUAUGUUAAAAAGUAUUUUACCAAAAUUUUUGGAUAAUACUUUUAAUAAUCAGUAUACCAUUACUGCUGUUUAUCCUCAUAUGCAUUCUAAUGAACAACAAAAUCAAAUACAUAAUACGUACAUUGAAAAUGUAGCAGAAUUAAAGGAGAAUGCUGCAGAAUUGAAUCCAAAUGAUGAGAAUGCUGCAGAAUUAAAUUCUAAUUAUGCGAAUGCUGCAGAAUUAAAUACAAAUAAUGAUAAUUAUAAUAUUGUUAUUAUGUCUUCAGUUUUAAGGCUAGUUGAUGAAACUAUACCUGACGUUCAAUCUGUUAUUGAAAAAGAAAUACAAGAUGCUCCCUUAUACACAUUGCGACGGAAAACUACAGAACCUGUACAGAUGCAUACUGAACUUCGAGCUGAAGAAUUAGCUUGGUUUUUCCUUUUUCAAAAGGACGAAAUGGACUUCAUGAACCAUCACGAUUAUAUCCUAUUACACCAUUAG